AGAUUUGAAGUCAGACUAACAGCUGACAGCGAUAGACAAGAAAGAGGUGGGAGAGAUAGCAGCAAGCUGAAAGAAGCAGCACUCUGUGGCCUGGAGCUUCCAGCAGACCAGAGUGGGACCAGGAACCAGCAGCUUUCUGUCCAACCAGCAACCUGGGGAUGUAAAAAGGAGAAAAACGGACUGUGGAUCCCCCUUCGGCUCCAUCCAGGUUCUUCAUGGCUGUGACCCAGGCUGGGCUCCCGUCCUUCAGCUCCUUCUCCAGCCUUAGUUACUCACGAGAGGAGAUGAAGGUGUGGAGGUCGGAGGACUCUCAAACUCUGGACUCAGCAAAACGCUCAGCUGGCAGCUCUGGUCAGGCUCAGCUCUGCCAGCAAAUGACAGAGGAGCUAGCCGAGGAUGAUAGCCAAGCAGCCUGGGACAUUGAGUUCCUACUGUCUGAAUGGAACACCUCUUCGCCUGAGCUCAACCCCCCUCUGAACUCUCUGCAGCUCACACAGGCCGAAGCGAACAUGGCCUUUGCAGAGAUGAGCCCGUUUAAGGAGCAGGCUGGGGUGGAGAGCUUGCAGGUGAACAGCGAGGGUCUCAGGGCCGAGCUCCUGAGCUCCUCUGGACCCCCAACUGUCCAUCCAGAGCUGUACCAGCAUGGCUAUGAGGACCAAGCAGGACAGACCACAUUUCCUGUGAUGCACAAUGUGAAUCCAUUUGACUUUCCUCAAGGAGGAGGUUUGCAGAGACCCAGCAGAGAAAGCUUCAGCAAGGUCACAUCAUGGGACUUCAACUCAUACUAUUCUCAGCAGCCCGUCUCCAUAGUAACCAUCCCUGACAACAGAUUCAUCCCACCACAAGCUGUGAACCCCGACCUUCAACACUAUGGCUACACCGCCCACUUUAAUCCCAACGCCGCCCUUUUCCGCGACUACGCCCACAGCCAGGCCUCUCUUCAUUUGCCCCAUCAGCAGCAGCCUUUGCUCGUCAGACCUCCACUGCCCCCCGGGGGUAUGGAGGGGAAGCGCGGCAGGCGAUCCACAGGGAAAAAGAGGCCUGCCAUCCACAGCUGUGAUUACCCAGGCUGCACCAAAACCUACACCAAGAGCUCCCAUCUGAAGGCUCACCUCCGCACACACACAGGGGAGAAGCCGUACCACUGUUCCUGGGAGGGCUGCAGCUGGAAGUUUGCUCGCUCGGAUGAACUGACGCGUCACUUCCGCAAACACACAGGGCAAAAACCCUACGAGUGUCUGCUGUGUCAGAGGGCCUUCUCCCGCUCAGACCACCUGGCUCUGCACAUGAAGAGACACACCUGAGGCUCCCAUGCAACAGGACUGAUCAGGACCAUCACUAGCUUUUAACCCUUGUGCUAUCCUAGCCACUUUAACAUUGGGAGUUGGGUCAUCUAGACCCACCAAACAGUGCACUGAACCUUUGUUCUUCAAUGAUUUGUGAUCUUCACUGGUGUCCAUGGAUUACAUGAAAUCUUUCCACCUUUAUCCACCUUUGUCACGGUAGGAAUAACACGUCAAAGUCAUCUAAGAUAGCACAAGGGUUCAAAAAGAUACGUUUGAUAUCUAAUCCUUCAGAAAUCAGUUCAUUCCUGCUCAACAAACCCCCAUUCCACUAGAUAACUGAAAAGAGGCGGCAGGAUCAUGUUUUUCAUUUGGUGUCACUCAUGUGCCCACCUGGGGGACCUGCACAGGUGUAACCACCUCCCUGUUGGCAUUCAGCCUGCAUGCCUCACCCAAAGAAAAACACAAGGACUGUGCGCUUUAUUGGCCAACAGCAAAUGUGAAGUGAAGCUCGUAACGUGACAGGAAUUUUUUUUUGUAGGUUCCUGAAGUAUCAGAGUUCCUUUGACCAUCACUGUACACACUGUGGGCAGCUCAACACUAACAGAAGAUCUGUAGAAAAGGUGUCUGUUUUACAAAAGCAAGGAUUAUUGGCUCUCCCAUCGCGUCACUGCCGACAGGAUCUGAUAUCUUUGCGACUCUUGAGACUCAACCGGAUUGUAAUUUGAACGUCUAUUAAAAUAAACUUUUUAUUUAAAUCUUAAUUUCAUUCGUCGGCUAAUUUUAACUUGAGCCAAUAAAUUCCUGUUUUCUUUUUUUCCAUAAGCCGUUUUAAAGCUGUGAUUAUGCUUGAAUCAUUUAUCUUCUUGCAUAUUUACAACCCCUUCGAUCAGCAGCAGGUUCUUUAUAAUUGUACGUGGUUUUACAUUUUUAAAGCUUUCAAGUCUGUCAGGUAUUGUUUUCUUUGUAAUAAAGAUCAUGCAGGAAAUGCC
Oryzias latipes (Japanese medaka) is the source of this 2275-nucleotide messenger RNA. RefSeq names its product Kruppel like factor 1 (erythroid) (gene klf1). NCBI's taxonomy places the organism in Eukaryota, Metazoa, Chordata, Actinopteri, Beloniformes, Adrianichthyidae. Gene Ontology annotation, molecular function: RNA polymerase II cis-regulatory region sequence-specific DNA binding; DNA-binding transcription factor activity, RNA polymerase II-specific. The record is from RefSeq and is a predicted model, not a curated record. Gene Ontology annotation, biological process: regulation of transcription by RNA polymerase II.